AAUCAAUAAACAGAGGGCCAGCCGGGCUAUAACUUCAGAACAAGAGAGAGAACCAUAGAAGAAGUGACGAAGGCAUUUUGUUUCGUACAGAGGACAGUGAAAGAAGCAAGCUUAUUACUCCGGUAGAGAUUUUUAAAAUCGCCUAUCCAAAAUGACCGACUUGGAGUCAGACUCAGUCUCUACCAGCCGAACUGGAUGUUUCGGCCAGAUUAAAGACGGAAUCACAAAAGCACUCUCGGCAGCUGGUGAUCGUGCAACCAUCCCUGGAAUUAUUACCAACAACAAGAUCACUCUAAAGAACAUGGUCAUUUCCUUAGCAGUACUGGGGCUCGAAGUUCUGCUUCACUCCGAGGUCUUUGACUGCCCCGUAAAGAAUCAUAAAAUCUAUGCCCUCUCCUGGUUGUGUGCCCCACCAGCUAUCAUUUUCUUUGUCAACCUGCUUAUCAUUGGAGACAUCUGGAAACUUUCCGAUCAUUGUCUGGUACGCGACUAUUUUCAAUUUGGCUACUUCUGUGGCCACACUAUUCCCAGCAUUGUCAAAGCGAUGGCAGGAGCGUCUGUAUGGUUGAUCUUGGCAUUUUAUAGAAAGGAUUAUUACGUGUGCGCCCAGGUAGGACCAGAUAUCCGCGAGAGAAACGAAACUGAUCCAGAUAAGCUCAAAGAAUACGAUAUGACCGUAGAGACGGCUGGGGCCGAAUCUCAAAUUUUCGCCUGGGCAGUUUUCGUGGUCAUGGUUUUCUCCGCUUCUGUAGUGGUCAUUAGCAAGAAUUGUUGUCUUAAGGACCAAGACAUCCUAGACGACAUACGCAUAUUUGAGGAACGGGAGGCGAAGUGGGCUAAGAGGACCUUUACUAAGCUCGCUAAGGGUUUGCGCGAUAAAGAAAUAACAAAUGAAAACGAAACUGCCAACCAGGAAAAGGAGGAAGGAAAAGAGGUAAAGAUAAUACUCUAUGGCGGUGGAAUUCCGGAAACAUUGGGCGAAAAAAAGGUGAUUGAAAUGUUUAAAGGUUGGGAGGAAAAAAAUCCAAAUUGGCAUUACCGUGAUGCUUACGACCAAUUCGAAAAGCUCUAUCCUAGAGCUGCUAAUGGCAAGCCUAGAAGUAGAUGGAGCACAACACAUCUAUCCCAGCAAUUUGCGAAAAAUGCGCGCCCAGUGAACACUAAUGAAGACACAAAGCUUCCAUUCGAGCAAACAAGCAGAGGUACCACAACUUUGGAAGACACCAGGCCGCCAGUCGACCAAACAAGUGGAGGUAGCACAAGUUUGGAAAUGCAGAAGAUAACAUCUACACGCAAUGAUGAUAUCACACAGGAACCCGCCGAAACAGCCAGACUUAUCGAAAGCACUUAAUCUAAGCUAAUUCAAAAAGGUUUUAUGUUAUAAAUAAUGAUCUUUUAACAUAGCUUCGUAAACCACCAUACAAACGCAUAUAACUAAUUGCAAAGUAACGAAGUCAGUUCAUGUCUCAGAUAUGAUUACCAUUGGUGAAACGUAGGUCUUUUAUAAACAGCAUAAGUCAGCCGGUUUAGAUUAGUCACAGAAAAUAAACUCCCACGCGUUUGCAAACAAACCUAGACAACAAUGAAACUCAAACUAUCUUGAGAAUAUUUGCUCACGAAAAAGAGAAAGAAUGACUUACAAUUUUUUAAAUUUUUAAAUUUUUAAAUUUUUAAUUUUUUCAAAUGUUUUAAGCUAGAGGACCUAAGCCUAUUGGUUAUUGUUUUCACUGGAAGUACGAUAUUAAACAGU
Molecule: messenger RNA, 1750 nt
Organism: Pocillopora verrucosa
Lineage: Eukaryota; Metazoa; Cnidaria; Anthozoa; Scleractinia; Pocilloporidae
Cellular component (GO): plasma membrane
Molecular function (GO): monoatomic cation channel activity
Source: RefSeq, a predicted model, not a curated record